This is a messenger RNA of Neurospora tetrasperma FGSC 2508, 387 nucleotides long. RefSeq lists its product as uncharacterized. The transcript has a single exon. The annotation marks the transcript as partial. NCBI's taxonomy places the organism in Eukaryota, Fungi, Ascomycota, Sordariomycetes, Sordariales, Sordariaceae. The record is from RefSeq and is a predicted model, not a curated record.
UUAAUGGGGUUAGAUAAUACGGCCUUAUUCGAGCAACGGGCUACCGCGGCCGAACAACGGGUUACUGAACUCGAGCAAUCGAACGCAGCCUUGGUCCAGGCACGUGGCCAACAGGUGGCCGAAAUGGCACAACUCGCGCAGAAGUGCGCUGACGCAGAGACACGCGCUCUGGCUGCCGAAAAAAAGCUCCGCGAACUCAAGCAAUCGAACGCGGCCCUGGUCCAGGAGAUCCAGGCGGAUGACCACCAGUUGAAUCCCCGAGUCGCCGAACUCGAGAGACAGCUGGCCGAGAACCAGGCGGCUUUCACUUCGCUUAGUCAGCACCUCGCACAGGUCGAACAGAGGGCUCAAGUCAGGGAGCAAGAGUUGAGCGCCCAGGCUUCGGCA